Messenger RNA from Haplochromis burtoni (Burton's mouthbrooder), 5389 nucleotides. RefSeq names its product cAMP responsive element binding protein 5a (gene creb5a). The record is from RefSeq and is a predicted model, not a curated record. The transcript has 10 exons. Bases 2342 to 3949 code for a protein of 535 amino acids. Lineage: Eukaryota; Metazoa; Chordata; Actinopteri; Cichliformes; Cichlidae. Gene Ontology annotation, biological process: regulation of transcription by RNA polymerase II. Gene Ontology annotation, molecular function: DNA-binding transcription factor activity, RNA polymerase II-specific; cAMP response element binding.
UUACUUCCAUUCACAAAACUUUCUAGCUCCGCGGCAACCGCUCUCCUGAUACUGUGCCUUUAUUAUUUUUAUUUUAUUUUUUUUUAUUUUGACGGUUUAAAAAGAAAAAGGAAAGAAAAGUUGACGGCGGAACUUUUUAGCGAGGUGUCCCGGUGAAGUCUCAUCACCCAGCGGAAAGGUUGAGCGCUCCUGUCUAUUUGGGGGGUGUGACAGCACUCUCUGUACAGCUGUGCCGGGCUUGUUUAUGAGUUGAACAGGUUCCUUUACGGUGCGGUAGGAGGAAAAGACAACUCACACACACACACAAACACACAUAAACACACACACACACAAAUACCGGUCAAGUUCUUGAGACGCAGGCAGUGACCGUCCGGAGGACUUUUUGGUUAAGGACUGCGAUUUAAAUUGAGCAGAAUGAGCUCCAUGCCAGCUGCUGUCAUGAUUCAUCCAUCAGAUACGGGGGACUUGAAGAAGUGUAGUGAGUAACUAAACCUGGCACCUUUUUAAAAAUGAUUUCUUUGAUGCUUACAGGUGAUAUUAAAAGUUGUGCGUGUUUUUCUGUGAGUCAUAGUAACCGAGUGUAAGUGUAGAACAAUGACAGUUAAAAAAUGAGGCGGGAAAACUUUUUUUGUCAACGUAAAUCCUGUCUUAAACUGACAGUAUGUUGCCUGGUCUGUUGUUGAGUUCAUCCGUUAAGGAUGACGUCAUUGCGCAUUGAAGUGCCCGCUCUGACAGAAGGUUUUGCUGGAAAUGUGCUGAGUCUGCUAAUCUUGUACAAGAGCAGAAAGAGGGGGCAGAGGGGUUACAAACUGGAUGCUGGGCUUUAAAUUUUUACAUUUGUCUGUAAAAUGUGAGCUUGUGAAACACUUCGAGUACAGCUGACUGUGGCACGCUGUUACAUACUGCUGAUACAUAAAACUACUAAUAAACCUGCUUUCUGUAUUAGCUGAGAAUCCAAAACUUAAAUACUUUGAUCAAUCUCCGAUCUUGCUGGAAUUUUGGUGUUGUGAUCACCUAGUUACUGGUUUAUUUUCAAGCACACAAGCACACGCACACCUAUGAAGUCACCUCUACUUGCCUGGGGUUGGAAAAUGGGGGCUGAGGCAGGUUCGAACCUGUCACGAGUAGGCCUGAAGUGCAGCCCUCCCUUCGCAGGCUCCCACCCUCAUUCCUUCUCUCUUCCAUUCAUUGUGUCCUCCUCCUCCUGCUUUCCUCUCCCUCUCUCGAUCACUGCCACUUGCCCUUUCCAUUUUCCUCGCCAUCAACCUAAUGUCACUCUCCACCUCCCACCCGUCCUCUCACUCAAACACACACACACACACACACACACACACACACACACACACACACACACACACACACACACACACACACACUUUCUUUCCACUUCUUAUGGAUGCCUUUACUUUUGCCCUCUCUUUCCCAACUCGUCUCUUCGGCUCUCAGUCUUUCCCAUAACAUCAGCACGCGCUUUGCUGUCUUCUCAUUGCUCUCGGCUCACGCUUACACAAGGGGUGGGGGAGUGUGCAACCUGUGAAUAUGCUUCUCAUAACCACCAUCUCCUCCCACAGCAACACUGGUAACAUUUGUUGACCCUUGUCACCUGUUGACACCUGGCUGAGGAUUUGAAGACCUUCUUACUUUGUGCUUCAACAGCAGUCUUCAAAUAAUUCACAAUUGCUCCACAUCGGCGGCUUAAUAUCCUCGCAGCAGAGGCAACUGGGUCGGUUCUGGGUUGGCACUGCAAGCUGGUUUAUUACUGUGACUCUCAUCAGCAUUUGUGUUGAUAAUUUUAUCCCAGUGACUUGAUGUAAGACAUGGCGAGCACUUAUCCUUUCAUCACACCAGUAUUAUUAACUGAUACCCCGAUGAAAGCCUAAUUGUAGCCUGAAACAAUUGCACUACACUUAGUCCCCACUCCAAGUGAAAAGUAAAGCUCCCAAUGCUGGAAGGCUUUGAUGCCCUUCUUGUGUUUACGUGUAAUUACUAACGAGUAAUGAAAGGCUGGAAAAAACAUGGUUUGUACGCUAUAGGGCUCGUCCUAAUACCUAGUGUAUGCUCUCACCCCCGUCCGUUGGCACCAAAGGGAUCAUUUUCGUCAACUUAAUAUUGUGUCUCAGGAAGAAACAUCCAUCAUCUGUGGCAACUAUCUCAUUACACACGGCUUCCACAAUAAAGGCACGAUAAUAGGUGAACAGUAUGUGAAUUAUCCGUGUAAAUACAAAACAUAAAACAGGGAACCUCAGGCUGCCUGCUGGGUGAGCUCAUCUGAGCUGUGAUCUGAGACUGCAGGUAAAUAAAUUCUUCUCACUUCUUCUGUUUGUGCAGGCUUGUGUAUGACAUGAAUGACAAACAGGACAGGCCUUAUAUGUGCGGCGCCCCAGGCUGCUCUCAGCGCUUCCAGUUAGAGGAACAUCUGAUCAUCCACAGGCACAAGCAUGAGAUGACCCUCAAGUUCCCCUCCAUAAAGACAGAUGCAGCAUUCACAGACCAGACUCCGACGCCGACACGAUUUCUGCAGAACUGCGAAGAGGUUGGUCUCUUCAAGGAGAUCGAGAAAGAAUUUCUUCAAGCACAAGAGGAGGAAAACAAGAAGCAGUCGCUUUCUCAUAAUGGGCCCUCCUGUAUGAGCCAGCACCAGCUCAAACCCCAACAUCAGCUCCAGCACCCACCCCAGCCUCAGCACCCACAUCCCCAACCACCGCUGCAUCAUCCCCAGACUCAUGCACUGCAUCAUCCCCAGACACAUGGCCCCAUGAUGGCCCCUAGCUGCAGCCUGGCCGCCCAGCAAGCCCUGUCCUCCUCCCAGUCUGGAUCAGUCAUCACCCAGGCUACCUCCACCCUAACACACUCCGAGCCGGUUCCCGGGCCGCUGUCGUGCCUCCUUCACAUGCGGAACAGACACAGGCAGCCGCUGCCAGCCUCCUUACCUGGCACCCUGCCAGACCCCGCCAUGCAAGGGGCAUCUGCUCAGCACAUGACUAUGGAGAAGCAGAUGUCUUGUGCAAUGGGUAUACCGGCUCCUGUACACAACCCCUCCUGUUCUUCACCCCAGAGAUCCAAGCAGACAUUGGGCCACCAUUAUCAACAGCACCACCCAGGAAUGAUCACCAUCAGUAACAAUGUGCCACCCAUGGGCCACAUGAUAGAGAUGAUGCCACAGCGUCACCAGACACCUCCACUACAACAACAACAACCACAACAGCAGCACCACCAUCAUCAUCAUCCUCAGCCUCAUCCCUCACAGCUUCCGCCUGUGCCUCUUACCUACCAACAGCGGUGCCAUGCUCCCCACCCACAGCAUCUUGGUAGCACCCAGAGCCACCAGCUGCACCAGGCAGGGAAUUUACCACCUCACGCUCAGGCUCACCAAUCACCGCCUUCACAUUUACACCCAGGCUCCCCACCUGCACCUCCACUGUCUGCUCCUGCGCAGUUAUCACCAGUUGCACAGCAGAUGCAGCCUUCUCAGCCAUCUCACACUCAUGCAGUGCAGGCAGGCGGUAGCUGCAGUGGAGGUGGUGUAGGAGGGGGCGGAAACCGUCGAAGGAGGACAGUAGAGCAGGACCCCGACGAGCGAAGGCAGAAGUUUCUGGAACGUAACCGGGCCGCAGCCACCCGCUGCCGACAGAAGAGGAAGCUGUGGGUGUCAUCACUGGAGAAGAAAGCUGAAGAGCUGACGCACACAAACCUUCAGCUACAGAACGAGGUGACGUCACUGAAGUCGGAGGUGGGUCAGCUGAAGCAGAUUCUGCUCACCCACAAGGACUGUCCUGUCACUGCUCGGCAGAGGGAGGCACAGGGGUACCCCACUGCAGGGGUGAGCCCUGGAAGAAGUCCCACCCCUGCAGGUCCUGGGUUUGAUCUGCAAGCCAUCCAACAUAACAGCAUCUCCACUUCCUCGACGUCUGGAGGCGAUUCGGGCCACGACCUCCAGCCCGGACACUAGCCUGCAACGUAUAGGUGAAAUCCCAAACUGGAUAGGAUUGGGAUUUUAUAAAUCCACGUGAACGCUUGAGGUAUUUUUCAACACGAUCAGCAGAUUUUCUGUGAGAAGAUCGGAAACACUUACUGAGAGAGAGAUAGAUCUGUCGCUUCAUUUCUCCAAACAGGUGCAUAAAAUGCACUUUCUGAAAGCCUUGUUAAAACUGUGAUGGCAACUGGAUCCUGUGUUUAUUCAGAUAAUGUCUGUUUUCUUUUGACAUGAGCCUAACGUUGCCUCCUACCUACUCGCUAUGCACACACACAGUCAUGACACAUCUUUUUAGUAUCAUUCUCUGGCAUAUCUUGCACUAAUUCAGAAAAAGAGACUAUAACUUUUUUUUUUGUUUGUUUUAAUUGGGCAGCUCCAAGUGCACCUUUUUCCAUUUUUGAGCAGAGGCAGCUUACCUUAAAUAACACAACAAAGUUUUUGUUGUUUUGGGUGUUUUUUCUACAGGUAAUUCAAAUUACAAGAUAAAUAUUUUAUCCUAAAAUUUCCCAUUUCAUUGAUUUGUAAAUAUUAGUUAAUUAAACCUGCAACUGUGUUGGAAAGCCACUGAAAACAGUAUUUUCUUUAAGGCACUUUUUUGUGACUGCCUUGAGUCACUGAGUAAUUAUAAACUACACUUCAUGUCUCAGUCCCUGCUAGUUUAAUUUAACUUACACAGAAGUUACACUUUUUGUACUGUAAAGACGCUGACAAUCGCUGUAAACCUAAUGCAAAAAUUAAAAAAAAUAUUAUUAUGGUAUCUUUUUGUGAAUCAUUGAAAUGUGUUUUUACAACGUCAGAUCUGUCAGAUUCAUAUUUGUUUGCCUUUAAUUUUGGUCAGCUGGUGGCUGUGAGCAGUGAGACUGUGGUUCUGUACUUGCGGUGCGGUCUAUCCUGCCAUCUAGUGACUGUUUUUAUUAGUGAGAGCAAAAAUAAGAGUAGUCAUCAAAGUGUGACCAGGAUUGUUUCUGUCUCGUCUCAUACGCAGACAGAAAGACUUAAGAUGAACUUUCUGCAUGUUCUUCCUGUGGAGAUGUGAAGGUCAGCCCUGUGAUGGCCUGGCUACCUGUGCAGGGUGUACCACCUCAAAGUCUGCUGAGAUCCUGGAUAACUGGGCAACUACUAACAAAAGUGUCCCAGACUUCAAAGGAUAGCUCUCCCAAAAUGUAACCUAUUGUUAACCAGUUUUUGAAAAUAUCAGCCACAGACAUGACUGGCUUCUCUUGAAAAUAGUAAAAGUAAGCAAUACUUUACUUGUGAUGCUUAAAGUCCCCCCAAAAUGUAUUUUACUAAACUCUUUUGAGGAUUUAUGACCUAGUUACUCAAAUAUAUCCACAAGCUUCGCUGUGGGGUCGUUAUGCAUGCAUCUAUCCAUGACUAGAGGCGCGAUGUCCACCCUCAUAUGCUAGCUCCAAGGUU